AUGGCAGGAAAGGCAUCCUUGAAACGAGCAGAGGACUUUGUCUCUUUCCUGAAUGCUUCACCUACUCCCUUCCAUGCCGUUCACUCCGCAAAGCAGCGACUCGAGAAGGCGGGCUUCAAGCAGAUCAAGGAACGAGACAACUGGACCCCAUCCCUCCAUCCAGGCGGCAAAUACUACCUCACCCGCAAUGCCAGCACGAUCGUGGCCUUCGCCAUCGGUUCACAAUGGAAGCCCGGUAACCCCGUAGCUAUGGUCGGCGCACAUACCGACUCGCCAUGUCUACGAGUGAAGCCCGUGUCAAAGCGCAGUGCAGAUGGCUUCAUGCAGGUAGGUGUAGAGACCUACGGCGGUGGACUAUGGCACACAUGGUUCGAUCGCGACCUCGGUGUAGCAGGACGAGUAAUGGUCAAGAGCAGCAACGGCGGCAUGGAACAGAGAUUAGUCAGAGUCAGCAAGCCGAUCUGCAGGAUACCGAAUCUGGCAGUGCAUUUCGGAGGUAGCGUGCCUUUCGAGUUCAACAAAGAGGCACAGCUCAUCCCGAUCACCGGUCUCAUAUCUGCGGAGUUGAACAGGACAGGCAAAACUCCGGAAGAGGCGGCAAAGGAGCAGAGUGAGGCAGAUAAGGCGGCCGAUUUCAACCCUCUCAAGACGCCAGCACAAAGACACCAUACCUACUUCGUUGAGCUGAUUGCGAAGGAAGCUGGUUGCAAGCCUGAGGAUAUUCUGGACUUCGAGCUCGUGCUUUACGACACCCAAGCUAGCUGCAUUGGUGGCCUGAACGACGAAUUCAUCUAUUCUGCUCGUCUGGACAAUUUGGGCAUGACAUACUGCACAGUCGAAGGUCUCAUCCAAUCAGUCUCCUCCAAAUCCGCACUCGAGAACGACAGCACGAUCCGGCUAAUCGCCUGCUUCGACCACGAAGAAAUCGGCUCCACAUCCGCCCAAGGCGCCGACAGCAACCUCCUCCCCGCCGUCCUCCGCCGCCUAUCCUGCCUCCCCACCGGACCCAGCUCCUCCGCCUCCGACUCCGAAAAGAGCUACGACAAAGUCAGCGCGGACGAAAACGCCAACUCCACCGCCUUUGAGCAAACCCUUGUGACCUCCCUCCUCGUCUCGGCAGACAUGUCCCACUCCAUCAACCCGAAUUACAGCGGCAAAUACGAACCCAACCACGCCCCGCGCAUGAACGAAGGCACCGUCAUAAAAGUCAACGCCAAUGUCCGUUACGCCACAAAUUCCCCCGGUAUAGUCCUCCUCCAAGAAUGCGCCCGUCGCGCCAAAGCCGCAUCCUAUCAAGCGCCUGGUGCCAGGUCCAAGGACGGCGGGGUGCCAUUGCAACUGUUCGUGGUGAAGAAUGACUCACCCUGCGGAAGCACGAUCGGGCCGAUGUUGAGUGCGAAGUUGGGUUUGAGGACGAUUGAUGUGGGUAAUGCGCAGUUGAGUAUGCAUUCGAUCAGGGAGACGACGGGGUGCUAUGAUGUGGAGCAUGGGGUUAAUCUGUUUGAUGCCUUCUUUGAGCAUUAUGGGGAGCUGGAGGGGAAGGUUGUUGUGGAUUGA
Molecule: messenger RNA, 1557 nt
Organism: Recurvomyces mirabilis
Lineage: Eukaryota; Fungi; Ascomycota; Dothideomycetes; Mycosphaerellales; Teratosphaeriaceae
Exons: 3
Coding region: 1-1557 (518 amino acids)
Biological process (GO): proteolysis
Cellular component (GO): fungal-type vacuole
Molecular function (GO): metalloaminopeptidase activity; zinc ion binding
Source: RefSeq, a predicted model, not a curated record